Brachypodium distachyon (stiff brome) is the source of this 1884-nucleotide messenger RNA. RefSeq names its product hippocampus abundant transcript 1 protein. Gene Ontology annotation, molecular function: transmembrane transporter activity. The coding region runs from base 95 to 1471 and encodes 458 amino acids. The record is from RefSeq and is a predicted model, not a curated record. The transcript has 13 exons. Gene Ontology annotation, biological process: transmembrane transport. Lineage: Eukaryota; Viridiplantae; Streptophyta; Magnoliopsida; Poales; Poaceae.
UUCCCCGGAGUGGCAUAUAUAAUCCCGCGCAUUCUUUUUUACCUGACCGAUCUCAAACCGUGCAAGUCUCAAGUGAAGUCUGAGGUUGCUAGCGAUGAAGGACUUUGCGGGGUUGGGGCACUUGUUCGUGGCGGCAUUCCUGUUCCACUUCUCCUCAUACAUGGUGCUGCCGUCGAUCACCGACGUGACGAUGGAGGCCGUCUGCCCCGGCCGCGACGAGUGCUCUGUCGCCAUCUACCUCAGCGGCUUUCAGAACGCCAUCACUGGGCUGGGGGCUCUCGUGGUGACUCCUGUUGUCGGGAAUUUGUCGGACAGGUACGGGAGGAAGGCGCUGAUGACGCUGCCGGUGACCGUCGCGAUUUUACCUCUGUUUAUACUGGCGUGCAACCGCUCGGAGGCGUACUUCUACGUGUACUACGUGGCUAAGAUCGUCGCCGGGAUCUUCUGCGAGGGCAGCAUGCACUGCCUCUCCCUUGCUUACGUGGCCGACCAAGUUGGCACGAGGCGCCGAGCGGCGGCCUUCGGGCUCCUCUCCGGCGUGUCGGCGGCCGGGUUCGUCUCGGGGACACUCACCGCGCGGUUCCUGCCGACCUCUUCCACCUUCCAGGUCGCCGCGGCCGUCGCCACGGCGGGGGCCAUCUACCUCAGGGCGUUCGUCCCGGAUUCCGGCUCCGCUGUCUCGUCCUUCGGCGACGACGAAGCCAGCUGCGACCCCCUGCUACAGGACUCGUCGUCCUGCAGCUGCUCCUCUGCCACUUCAUCUUCCACUUCCUCCGACGGGGAGCUGUCGCCGAGGCUUCCGCCGUACAAGGGCCUGCUGCCGUCGCUGCCCGACAUGGUCGCGCUUCUCACCGGCAGUUUGACCUUGUCCGCAGCGGCAACGAUAACUUUCUUUUACAGUCUUGGUGAACAUGGGCUUCAGACUGCAUUGCUGUACUACCUGAAAGCACAGUUCGGUUACAGCAAAGACGAAUUUGCUAAUCUGCUGCUAAUUGCUGGUGCUGCCGGAAUGCUCUCACAGCUAACAGUAAUGCCAAUAUUUGCUCCAAUCGUGGGUGAGGAGAUGCUACUUAUUGUUGGGCUAUUAGGAGGAUGCACUCAUGUUUUUCUGUAUGGCAUCGCAUGGUCAUACUGGGUACCAUAUUUUGCUGCAGCGUUUGUAAUUUUGAGUGCUUUUGUUCACCCAUCUAUAAGGACCAAUGUAUCAAAAAGUGUCGGAUCAAAUGAGCAGGGAAUUGCUCAAGGGUGCAUAUCUGGGAUUAGUUCAUUUGCCAGCAUAUUAGCUCCACUCAUCUUUACUCCCUUAACAGCAUGGUUCCUUUCAGAAACCAAACCCUUCAACUUCAAGGGUUUCAGCAUUAUGGUUGCUGGCUUUUGUACGCUUAUUUCCUUUGUCAUCAGCAUUAGGAUGCGUGGAGGCAGAUACGGAACAAGCGAGAAAAUGAGCGUUGUGCAGAACGAGGAAGCAUGAUGAAUGAGUUCCCGAUCGAACUAGCAUGACGAAUGAGCAUCCCCUAGUUUUUUCGUCUACAAGCACAGAAAACACAGGUUGGAACAUUAGUAGCUUGAACACAAGGGAAUGAACUUCUGCGUGCUUCAGGCCUUCAAGGAGAAAUGAUGCAUGCCACUACCAUUCUCAAGAAGGCAUUUCCGCUACCACGCCGUGCAAGAAAGUUCAGCUCGUUGUAAAUCACAUGUAGUCUUACUGGGGACCGACAUAGUUACACGUAGCUUUAAAAAGGGCAUCACUGGCAAUAGCUUAAUAGGGAGGGUGGAUUAGGGCAAUGCUGUUUCUGAUUUCAGAUGCAUGGUCUUCACUUCAAAUUAGCAUUUACUAGCGGUGUCUGCAGAGUCCAGAACCAGAAUCAGACCAAACUGCUACUA